UUUGUUUGUACAAGCUUUUGGACAUUUUAACAUUAAACCAAAAUUGUCCUGACUGCAUUUAAAGCAGCGCUAAUGUCUCGUAAAUGAUAGAAUAACAACAUACAAACCCCUGAAUACGUUUCAAAGCUAUUGGAAACACGGGAAAUGUGAUUUGGAUAUCUCCUCAUGCACAAUUGUAGGAAUUUAAUGUUUAUCUAGGUUUAUUUUCGUGUUUUCCGUUCCUUAACUCCAUUUCCCAUGAAGCUUGGCGGUGUCAUUUGACGCUCUGACGGUUUCACGUGAUAGGUAUAGCAACAAAUCCCUGAACGGUGUCCAUAAAGCAAGUUAAAACCAGUAACCUACUUCCCCAAAAAACAAAACAGAUGUCCACAACGUACUGAAGGAGAAGCCAUUACCGGUAGGCUGGAGCUGAAAUUUUAUUCAUUUCACAGUUUUGGACGGUAGUUAUGUCAGCUAUGGCUCCUGCUGCUCUGGAAAAGCUGACAGGGCUGGUUGCAGCCACAUUUACUCCCUUCACCACUCAGGGUGAAAUCAACCUAUCAGAGAUUGGACCUUAUAUUGACUACUUGACAGAGAAGCAAGGUAUAAAUAGCAUAUUUGUGAAUGGCACCACCGGGGAGAGCAUGUCUCUCAGCGUCACAGAGAGAAAGAUCCUGGCAGAGGAGUGGUGUAAGAAAGCCAAGGGCAAAAUGGAUCAGGUGAUUGUGCAUGUGGGCUGCAUGAGCCUUAAAGAUUCCCAAGAACUGGCUAGCCAUGCAGCACAGAUUGGGGCUGAUGCAAUAGCAGUAAUUGCCCCCUCCUUCUUCAAGCCCAGCACUGCAGAUGUGUUGAAGACGUUCCUCCAGGAAGUGGCUUUAGUUGCCCCAACUCUUCCCUUCUAUUAUUAUCAUAUCCCAGCUGUCACCGGUGUUAACGUGCCGGUGAGAGAUGUGUUGGAAGAUAUUGAGAAGCUCAUUCCCUCCUUCAGAGGUGUGAAGUUCAGUGGGAGUGACCUGAUGGACUUUGGCCAGUGUGUCAGCUACAGUCAGCCUCACUGGUCAGUCCUCUACGGCAUGGACGAGCAACUGCUUGCAGCUCUGGCUAUGGGAGCCCACGGAGCAGUUGGCAGCACAUAUAACUACGCAGGAUGUCAUGUCAACAAGCUCAUUUUAGCAUUUGAGAAAGGCGACCUUGUCCAAGCCAGGACAAUACAGUUCAAGAUGCAAGAGCUCCUCAGUUAUGCCACAAAACUUGCCUCAUUGUCAUUGACAGGUUUUGAUUUGGGCGUCAACAAACAGCUGAUGAACGAGUUGUCAGGCUUGUGUCUGGGUUCCCCUCGACUGCCAGUGAUGCCAUGUCCUCAUGCUCAGGCUCUGUCCAUUGCACAGAAGUAUCACAGUAUUUUUCCUGAACAGUAACAUCUUCUUAAAAUCAACAUUUAGUGCCUUAGAUGCACAUUGACUGUGAUGGAUCCAGUUACUGUAUGUGCAUCAUCUUAUGCUACAAAUUAUAAAUCAAACAUUUACACUUUGCAUCAAAUCGUUAAAUAGGACAGGAAUAAACCAAAUUGUCUUUUUCCCAAAUAAAUGCUUCAUUUGCAUUUAAAUGGCCUUCUUCAAAUAGUUCCGGGUGCACAGUCAGAACACAAUUUAGGGAUAGAUAAACCUGAAAAAUAGAUCCUAAAUAAUCUUUAAAUUACACAGCAGUUUUAUUUUUAUAAUGUCCUGGAACUUCACACUACAUUUUACUGUGGAGAUUUAAACACAUUCAAGUAGAAUAGGCUCUGAACUUUUACACUAUAUAAAUUGAAAAGGAAACAUUAUGAAAGCAUGUAAGAUGCUGGCAUACCAACUGAAAAAACUUGAACAGAGGCCUUCAAUUACUACUUUAAGGGAUAUUUUUCAUCACUGUAUAAGUCUGAAUACAAUAUAGACACUUUUUAUGAAUCUACCUUUGCCAAAGUUAAAUGAACAAGAAAAAGAAAUACUUGAGGCCCCCAUCUCUGAGGUAGAGAUUCACAACACUAUUAAAUGCUUGUCAAAUGGUAAAUCACCAGGACUUUUUGAGUGCUGGUUUAUAUAAUGACGUUUCACAGAAGCAAUCCAUGCCAACCUGGGAAAUUUGGAUGUAAACAACUAUAGGCCUUUAAGUUUGCUUAAUAAUAAUUACCUUUUUGCAAAAAUACUAGCAAAACGUUUAGAGAAAGUUGUAUCCAGUCUAAUUCACUUGGAUCAGGUAGGCUUUAUACCUCUUAUCUAACAAUAUGAGGAGGCUUCUACAAAUGAUACACAUGGCCAGCUCUCUCUGACAUCCAGUGGCAGCAAUAUCACUGGGUGUGGAGAAAGUAUUUGACAGAAUAGAGGGGCCAUACCUGCUUUAUGCUCUUUCUAGAUAUGGUUUUGGUCGAAGGUGCUUACAGUGGAUUGGAGCAUUGUAUCAUGAACCUGUCUCAUCAGUGAGGAGCAAUGGCCUGGUUUCAACUCCUUUUCAGCUUUUCCGCUCCACCAGACAGAGCCGUGCCUUGUCUCCAUUAUCGUUUAUAUUAGCUUUAGAACCAGUAGCUGGUGCAAUCCGCAGGGAAUUACAGGCGUUCUUAAAGGUAGUCAUGAUUUUAAAUUAAAUGUAUACAGAUGAUAUUUUGUUGACCUAGUCCAAUCUAUCACACUCUAUACCAAAAGCAGUCGGCAGUCUCUCAGGCUAUAAAAUAAAUUGGACCAAUACCCAACCCUAUCCUUAAAUCACUGUACAUACAUUGCAGAUCUUGGACCAGUUCCUUUUAUCUGCAAAGCAGAGGGGAUGAAAUAUUUGGAGGUAUUGAUUAUAGCACCUAUUAAUAAGAUAUUUGAUUUGAAUGUACUCUAUAAAGGAAGACCUUAGAAGGGGGUCAGCCCUGCCUCUGUCCUUGUGGAGCUAAGUGCUGAUGAAGAACAUUCUCCCAAGAUUAUUUUUUGUAUUUUCUUCAUUUACUCUGUAUAUUCCAAAAUCUUAAUUUGAUAAUAUAAACAGAGUGUUCUCAUCUUUUUUGUGGAAGGAUAAAAAGCCUAAAAUUAAUUAAUCAUUACAGAGAGAUAGAAGGGGGUCUUGGAAUCCCAGAUGUGUAUUUAUGCUAUCUUGCAUUUAACACCAGAUUCUCUUUAAUGUAGGGCUAUAAAAGGGAGAAAAGCACAGGUAGUUGGGAUUGGCUGCAGGAGGGCCUUGUAAAGGACACAAAUAAAUCAAUCUCAUUAUCAUCAGUGUGGUAUCCUGUUCCACCUACAAAGCUAGAUAAUAGUGUUGUUAAGUUCUCAUGUGACAUUAUUAAAAAAGGGCAUUAAAAACUAUUUUUAAAGCUGCAGGGAACCUGUUAAACAACACUUGGCAGUGUAGCAAUAUUACAGAAAUUUGACAAAUUAUAGAGAACGGGAAGAUUUUAUCCUUUAAGGAGCUUAGAAGGAGAUAUAACUUGACUAUGAAUGCAUUUUUGUCAUAUGCUCAAUUUAAAUAAAUUCUCUCAAAACAUCAAUUUGGAAACGAAUUGGGAUCAAGUUUUGAAAUGUGCCUCAGCAUCGUAUGUCUUAUCUGCAAUUAAUACAGACUACUACUGUGCACAUGAAACCUUGGGUUCCCCCUUUUUUGAUCAAGUGCACACUAUGAUAAUGAAAUUAUCAAACCCCCUUUUUUUUCUUUACUGUUGUCUUAGUUGUGAUGUCAAAUUAACUAACUUACAUUGACAGUUUUAUGUUUUGGAUAUUUUUGGGGGAACGCAGGAAUGUCACAAAUCAGCAGUAUUAUAUUCUAUGUAAGACCAUGGUCGAAUCUCAUUUUAGAAAUUUGAGCUUAAGAUCUUAAGCUGACUCCAUAAGAGGGAGGAUAACAGAGACAGAGGGUGCAUCGAUAUGAGUGCCGUUUCAAGUGACUGACAGCAUCCAACACUGGUAAAUGAGAUUCCACCCUUUGUUCUGAGUUUCAAUGCAUAAGUUCUUUGUAAAUGUAUAUUUUCUGAAUGUCAUAUAAAAGGGAAAUGUACUGUGUAAUGACAAAUCUUUGUGUUAUUAUAACACAUAAUCACUAAUUUCUUACUAAUAAAUGCACUAAUCCAUUAAUUGGGA
This is a messenger RNA of Dicentrarchus labrax (European seabass), 4067 nucleotides long. It is a transcript of the gene npl, whose product is annotated as N-acetylneuraminate pyruvate lyase (dihydrodipicolinate synthase). The record is from RefSeq and is a predicted model, not a curated record. Gene Ontology annotation, biological process: N-acetylneuraminate catabolic process. NCBI's taxonomy places the organism in Eukaryota, Metazoa, Chordata, Actinopteri, Moronidae. Gene Ontology annotation, molecular function: N-acetylneuraminate lyase activity; 4-hydroxy-tetrahydrodipicolinate synthase activity. The transcript is spliced from 12 exons. The coding region runs from base 447 to 1397 and encodes 316 amino acids.